GAACUGUGUAAAUGUAAAUAGUGGUAAAAGUGAAUGUUUAUAAAUUAAAAACUAUUAAUAAUGCAACACCUAAUACAAGCCAGUCCAAUAUUUGACAAAUUGAAACAUUUACAACAAGCAUUGUCAUACAGAAUUCAUCUUUCAACAUCACAAAAGGUUGUGUUAUGGAGCAUAGGUGUGGUUGGUACAAGUGCUGUUGUGGUAGGAGUGUUAUCCAGAUACCUCGCCAGGAGACGUGCGAAACCCAUCCUCAAUCCGAGAAUUCAGAGGGCACUUAAUAAAAGAAUUUCAAGAAUGCGAAGUCCAAAUGGAGGGAUGGGAUCAGCUGCUAGCAGCUGUGGCCGGAGUAGUCCCCUUGGGUUCAGUGAACGUCUCUCUAUGGCAUCAGGAUCUGUUGGUUCCGGUGGUGGUGAUGCAGCGCCGCUGUCACCGCAGCAGUUAGGUGUUAUGGGCAUGGAGGCGUUGGAGACGAGUAUUAACUAUUGGGAGGAUGCGCUGGCUGCGUUCUCGCUAGGCGCGCGCGGCGGCGUGUCGGGCACGCUCGCGCUCACCUCGCCAGAGGAGGCGGAGUUCUGCCGAGAGAUACAGGACCUGCUGCAGGACGCUUACCUAUUACAGGAGCGCUGCGAGCUACUGUUUCUGGAUCAGCGCUCUGUGCUGUUCCGUUCUGAGAGUGGUGGUGAGGCGGGGGCGGGGGCGGGGGCUGGGUCCGGAGCUGGUGCGGGGCGCACGCGGCUACUCUCGCACGCGCACUCCGGCUCCUCCCACACGCACACGCGAAGGGAACUGCACUCCAGUGCUGAGUCUUUCGCCUCCGCUGAAGAUCAGGUGGCAGAUUUGAGGGAAUUGGACGACUUCGGAGAGACGACGGAAACUGAUAAUUUGGAACUCUAUCAGAGUGCUGUUAAACAAUUGGAAGCCGGUAUUCCGUAUAGGACUCUGCGUACGGAGGUGGUGCAGUGCGGCUCGGACUCGGAGUUCCUGUGCAAGCUGGCGUGCCUGCGCGCGGCGAGCGCCCGCGUGUUCCGCGACGCCGCCGCCUGGGCCUGGUUCGUGGACGCCGGCAGACAGGUCCUCACUGACCUCCUGCUCUUCGCUGACAAGGAGCCGAAAGAAUUUCUAGUCGCAUAUGAAGAAAUGGUGUCAUGGGCGACGGACGCCGCUAAUUGGUCAACUAUAGAAAAAGAAUUGACUAGUAAGGGAGUAAAGGUGCUGUCGUUCUACGACGUGGUGUUAGACUACAUCCUGCUGGACGCGUUCGAGGACCUGGCGGCGCCGCCCUCCUCCGUGCUGGCCGUCGUGCGCAACCGCUGGCUCUCCGAUGGCUUCAAGGAGAGCGCUCUGACGACGGCGGUGUGGUCAGUGAUCAAAGCGAAGCGGCGCUACCUGCAGUACCCGGACGGGUUCAUGUCGCACUUCUACUCCAUCUCCGAGCACCUGCUGCCGGUGCUGGUGUGGGGCUUCCUCGGGCCGCGCGAGCGCCUGCGCGACAUCUGCCACGCCUUCCGCACCGAGGUCGUCGGCUUCAUCACUGACCUCUUCAGCUUCACCAAGUGCAGGUACACCAACGACGAGGAGCUGGCCGAGGACAUCCUGCAGCACGCCAGGUCCAGGGUGGCCAACAUCACCGACAAACUCUCCGAAAGGAACUAGUUUACUGCAUAAAGUUAACGCGCGUUACUAAAUUUAGGAAAUUUGUCUCCUAAAGUUUAUCAUAUUGACAAUGACGUCAACUUAGCUGACAAAAAAAUCUGGAAUAUGAAGGAAAUAUCAAUUAAAAAGUAAUUUGGUUGCGGAUGUAUAAUUAUAUCUUAUGACUUCUGGAUAUUUUAAAAGCAUGAAUAAAAUAAAUGUCUUAGGACAAUAAUUGCUUAAAAUCUAUGUUCAAUUUGUAAAUGUUUGAACAAGCUAUAUACUUGUACUAUUUAAAGAAUACAAUAACAUUUCUAAAGAGAUCAAAGGCUUGGCGAUAAAUAUUUUUUUCAAUACAGCAAACUUAGUUUGUCUAUUGACCCCAUUAUAUGUAGGGCACACGGAAAAUUUACCUAAGAAAAGCUUUGAAGUGUAACAAAAUUAUGAAUUUAUGUACAGUCGGGGAAACUGGCGAUGCUCCAUCUUAAUAACUACAAUUAUUGAACAUCGCCUAUUUUUUUUGUUAUCCUUUCGUUUGCACUCACUGCUAAUUAGUUAUUUGUAGGGAGAUGCGAAGUUUGUCUAGUUGCAAUGGAUAAGGCAAUUAUUUCUAAAGUGGAACACCGUGGAUUUCCGCGAUUGUACUCAAUUAGCCAUUUUUCGGGUCUAUGUUGAAUCUUUGGUUUAUCGUUAAAUUUUUUUUUUAAAGAUAAUUUGAGUUUUUAACCCUAAACCAGACAAUUUUUGUAACAUAAAUAUUUACGAUGUAUCCCUAAAUAUUCUAUGUUGAAUUUGUGUUAUAUUUAAGUGAAAAUGUUUUAAAUUUAUUAGCUUGAACAAAUGUUAGGUUUAUUAUUAUAAGGCAUAUAUUGACCUCAGCUAAACCCAUUUAUGUAUUUGGUCUACUACACAUCAAUUUUAACUGAAUAGUCGAAAUGUACAUUUUAUACUACUGUUGCCUAUGUCUAGGGCAUCGCUUCGCUAUUGUGGCGAAAAAGUGACUGUUUUUCUCUUUUGUAAACAUGUAAAAAAAACUUACGUGUUUGACAGUUAAAGUGACAUUGCUCGUCUUAACAGUUCGAUUUUUCUAUUAAAAUUGGAUUGUUUAUUCUUUAAAAUUAAACCUGAUUUCACAGACCAGUAUUGCUUCGAUUUGUUAAUACCUAAUUGUAUUUAAAAACCAUUUAUUGUUAAGAUUAAUUGCAUUUAGACAUAAAAUGUAAAUAUUUAUUGUAGUAACUGCCAAUAAUUUCGAUGUAAUAGUUUUU
Messenger RNA from Papilio polytes (common Mormon), 2900 nucleotides. It is a transcript of the gene Miga, whose product is annotated as protein FAM73B. Lineage: Eukaryota; Metazoa; Arthropoda; Insecta; Lepidoptera; Papilionidae. Bases 61 to 1653 code for a protein of 530 amino acids. Gene Ontology annotation, biological process: mitochondrial fusion. The record is from RefSeq and is a predicted model, not a curated record. The transcript is spliced from 10 exons.